Messenger RNA from Parus major (Great Tit), 17434 nucleotides. RefSeq names its product LIM domain containing preferred translocation partner in lipoma (gene LPP). The coding region runs from base 928 to 2754 and encodes 608 amino acids. Lineage: Eukaryota; Metazoa; Chordata; Aves; Passeriformes; Paridae. The transcript is spliced from 15 exons. The record is from RefSeq and is a predicted model, not a curated record. Gene Ontology annotation, cellular component: stress fiber; focal adhesion. Gene Ontology annotation, biological process: cell-cell adhesion. Gene Ontology annotation, molecular function: protein binding.
CAGGAAGGCAUCUCGGGGAUGGGAAGAGUGGACUUGGACCAUGAGCCACCAACACAUUUUACUAGUUGUUUGUGGUAUUUUUGUGGGCUCACGUGCACCAUCAUGAACAGCACAGGUACAACAAACAAGUCUGAACUGAGCUUUUCCACAGUGACAGCAGCAAAUAGCAGAAGCUUUCUCUGCUGAGCUGUGAUGACAAGCCAGUGCUUGUCAUGGGCAGAGAUAGGGCUUUAGAGUGACCAGGAUGUGUCUAGAACAGGAUGCUGGCCAGGGGCUGACGGGGACAGGAAGGAGUGUGUGCUUCAGAUGCUGCUGGUCUCCGUAGUCUGCACCCUGACAUGUGUGCUGGUGUGUCCCAUGGCACGUACAGAAUGGUGGCCAUGUGGCCUGGUGGCCACACUGCUCUAACUUCAUCAUCUGCAGGAGGGGAAAACACAACACUGAGCAAGUCUCCUCAAGAAAAGGUGGUGUCUGUUACUCAGCUUCAGGAAAGGGUCUGGGAACAAAACCCAAAGUCGUGAGUCUGGUGGAGCCCUGAGUGUUCCCAAACGCCCUGCUCUGAGUUCAUCCCACCAGUCAGUCUUUGCAGCGUGAGAACUGCUGUUGCAAAACUACCAGAUUCAACCUCCUGGGGAGCCUUUCUGGCCAAGCUUGUUGUGGUCAGUUUUCAGUUCUCUCUUGCUCCUGGACCUUGUUCCAAAUUUGAUGUGCUCGAGAGGGAAGCAUGUUAGCAAAGGAGCUUGCCUGAAUGCUGAGUGCUUUGUAACUGUGAGUGCCUGAAUGCAUCAGCCUUUGGAUGUGAGCAUCUUCCCCUGAAACAGCCUUGUGAUAUCCAAGUGCCUGCUGUCUUGGGAGAUCCCUUGGAAGAGCCCGUCUGUUCAUCUGACUGGGUGUGUGACAGGGCUGCCUUGCUUCCAGAGCUGAACCAUGUCCCACCCGUCCUGGCUGCCACCCAAGAGUACCAACGAGCCUCUUGGUCACAUUACUGCAAGGAUGGAAACCACACACACCUUUGGGACUCCCAGCAUCUCUGUGUCAACCCAGCAGACCCCAAAGAAGUUUGCACCUGUGGUUGCCCCCAAACCAAAGUACAACCCAUACAAGCAACCAGGAGGUGAUGGGGACUUCCUUCCUCCCCCGCCCCCUCCUGUGGAUGACCUUGGGAACAUCACAUCAUCACAAGGUGCCUUUCCCCCCCCACCCCCUCUGGAUGAUGUUACUUACAAUGUGCAGGUGAAGCCUGGUGGCAAGACGCUUGAGGAGAGGCGGUGCAGUUUGGAUGCAGAAAUCGACUCUCUGACCAGCAUCCUGGCCGACCUAGAGAGCAGCUCUCCAUACAAACCUCGGCCUCAACAGGGUUCUGGGACCUCAAGCAGCUCUGCUGCCACCACCCCAUCCGUGUCCACUCCUGUCACUGGCCACAAGCGGAUGAUCAUCCCCAACCAGCCUCCCCUCACCGCCACCAAGAAGUCCACUGCCAAGGGCCCGGGGCAGCCAGCGCCCAUCCCGGUCACUCCCGUUGGCACCCUGAAGCCGCAGCCGGUGCCGGCCUCCUACGCCACGGCCUCCACGCCGAGCCGCCCGGCCUUCAACGUGCAGGUGAGGACGGCGCAGCCCAGCCCGCACUACCAGCCGCCCAGCCCGCAGCCCGGGCACUACGGCAGCCUGGGGCCCGGCCAGCCCUAUGCCACCGCGCCGUCCCGCCAGCCCGCCGCCCCUCAGUACGGAGCGCCACAGCCCCACGGGCCCAACUACGGCUACGGCCCCCCGGCCGGCCGGCCCGCCGAGCCCGCCUACGGAUACGCGCCUCCGCAGGGCCGCUACCAGGACCCCUACUACGGGGGGUACGGCGGCAGGAACGGCUCCGAAGCGCCCUACGUGCCGCAGAGCUCCUGGAAGGCCGAGCCGGCGUACCCUGCGAGUAAUGCCAUGGGCCAGGCUCCCCCUGGGCUCUACCAGCCACCGGGCACGAAGAAGACCUACAUCACCGACCCGGUGCUGGCCCCGCAGGCGCCCACCCUGCAGCAGAAGAGUGGGUAUCCAAGCUCUGGACCUGCAUCAAGCACACCUGCCUUCAGGCCUGAGGAUGAGCUGGAACAUCUGACCAAGAAAAUGCUGUAUGACAUGGAGAAUCUUCCCUCUGAUGAGUACUUUGGACGCUGUGCCCGCUGCGGGGAGAAUGUCGUUGGAGAAGGCACUGGUUGUACAGCCAUGGACCAAGUCUUCCAUGUGGAGUGUUUCACCUGUAUAACAUGCAAGAGCAAGCUGAGGGGACAGCCUUUCUACGCUGUGGAGAAGAAAGCCUACUGUGAACCUUGCUACAUUAAAACUCUGGAGCAAUGCAGCGUCUGCGCAAAGCCCAUCAUGGAGAGGAUCCUCCGAGCCACUGGGAAGGCCUACCAUCCCCACUGCUUCACCUGUGUGAUGUGCCACCGCAGCCUGGAUGGGAUCCCCUUCACUGUGGAUGCUGGUGGCAACAUCCACUGCAUUGAGGAUUUCCAUAAGAAAUUUGCCCCAAGGUGUUCUGUGUGUAAGGAGCCCAUCAUGCCAGCCCCGGGACAAGAGGAGACCGUGCGCAUUGUUGCCCUGGAUCGCGAUUUCCAUGUCCAGUGCUACCGGUGCGAGGACUGUGGUGGCCUCCUGUCUGAAGGGGACAAUCAGGGCUGUUACCCUCUGGACGGGCACAUCCUUUGCAAGACCUGCAACUCUGCUCGGAUCCAGGCUCUGACUGCCAAGGCCAGCACUGAUCUCUGAGGAUCAACUGUGACCCUCCCCAGGAUGCCCAUUGGGGGAUAUUGCACAAGCUUUGCAUGAUUUCUUUCCAGCCUAGGGUCUGAAACUCUGACAUUUAAAAAAAAAAAAAAAAAAAAAAGUAAAACUGGAAGGCCUUGGAACAAGAGGGCAGUUUGAGAGGCCAUGUUCAGACUGCCCACAACAGGCACCUAAUUUAGACACAAGUGUUCAGGAGGGCAGUGAGUGAGUCAGAGCAGCUGCUCUCUCUGCAGCUGAUGGAGUUAAGGGUCACAGCACCUAAGUUAUCUGCCUGUAGGAGGUCUGAACAUGGUCCUUACUAUGCUUCUGUGUUUGAUUCCUGUUUCUUAAGAAGUACAUGAAGGUAGAGGGUGAAAGAUGGCUGAGGUUCCUGCCAAUGUAUUCUGAGAACCUGACCAGCUCUCAUUGAAGUCAUGGGACAUCCAUGUCUGCUGGUGAUUUUAAUAGGAUCUGUGUCACCAGCAGAAGUAGCUCCACUGUCCUAGAAGGAGAGCAGACCCAGCAUUAACACAAACAGUGCAACUGCAACUGUACUGCACCUGAGUGUAGGUGUGAUCUUGUAUCCUUGGGACAGAUCAGUUAUUUCUUAGGCCCUUACUUGUCUCCACUCCCUUCCAGUUCAAUAGGAUUUUUCUUUUACUCAUGAAAGUCUACUUAGCUAUUGCAUAAAUUUAUUCAGUAGUGAUGCUUCCAAUUCACAAUGUAUGAGAAAUCACAGAAAGAAGUGAGCUUGCACACACUGUGCACUACAUACACACUACACACUACACACAAAACAUGCUUUUGAUUUACCAGAGGCAUAAGCCAGUCAUGUCCAUUGAGCAGAUCUUUAAGGGAUGUGGAGCUGGAAAUACAUUUCUAAAAUCCCAGUGGUUAAAAAAAUGAUAAAAAUGACUACACAGAACUGCAGUGCAAAGCGAUGCUCAAAAAAAUCUCACGCCACUCUCUCAUACAGCCCAUUCUAGUGGGACCACUGGCAAUGUUGGUCUCUGGGUAGACAUUCAAGCAAUAAAGUCUUACUCUAUCUCCUGUUAUUGCAAUGGGAGGAUUUUUCUUCAACAGUAACAGGGAUUGAAUCAGGCUUUGGGAUGAUAAACAUUGAUUUGAUGUUAACACAUGUGAUCUGUAUUUUUCAAAAAAAAAAAAAUCUGAUCUUGUUUCAACAUCAGCAAAAAAGAUCCUUCUAAAUACAUGUUCAGUUUUCAUCCUAAGAAACCUAAAGAAAGUAUUAAGCCCUUCACUAUGCCUUUCCAGAAAGCAGGCAUAUUGUUUUUCUUCUUCCAUUUUCAUCCCAGCCACUUAUAACUUGCCUCUGGUGAAACUCAUGGCAGUAGAAUGCUGGGCCAGCAAUAGCAUUUUCAUCUUCAGUCCAGAAUUAAUAUACAGGCCAAGGUAAAUAAAACCUGGGCAUAGGAAAUAAUUUUUUUUCACGUGAAUGUGGGUAUGGGGUUUUUUGUUUUUUUUUUUUUAGUUUGGUUAAUUAAAAACAAAUCAAAAACUUAAAAAUCUAUGGCAUUCUGAGCAGCUAUAAUAGUCUUGUUCAUGAAACCCGUAAUAACUAAGGUGCAAAUUACAUAGUGAGGGAGUAAUUUUCAUAUCACUGAAUUGACAUUAAUAUCUUAUUUGCAGAUGUAAUCAAGGAAAAUACCUUUCUUUGCACUUAAAUUAAGAAGCAGAAUUGAAAUAGUUGCAGUCUGAUUGACCAUGUAAGUGACAAACUGGCACUUUUCAAGAGUAAGUUAUAAGAUUUUUAUUCAUGCAUCCCACUGAAAAACAAUAAGAAUGUGGUGAUUUCCUUUUUGUAUCAGGUUUCUGUUACAGAGAAUAAUUACAUCCACUAAUGCUGAAAAGAAAAGUUAGAUGAGCUGAACUGAUAGGAAACAAAGGAAAAAUUGUGAUGUGAUACUGCAGCUCCUGCAAAUGGUGCACUUCCUUUCACUUUAGCACUAACCUUUCUGGAAGAGCACUGUGAUACUCAGUAGCUUCAGCUGUCUGUGGUAAAUUCAAAUGCAGAAAUACCAGUCUGAAACCUCCAUUCCUUACAUGGUUUAUAUGUUGGCAAACUUCGCCAGUCAGGGAAGUUUCCCAAAAUUAACAGCUUGAAAUGAAUCUGUCUUUGUAGAAGGGUGGCAUCAUUGAGCAGAAGAGUUUUCCUUCACCACCAUAGAGGCUGUGCUGAAGCAGUUUGUCUUUUUAUACUGGAUUUCUACCCUGGCCAGCAAGAAUGUUGCUGCCUCAGACAUAAACAGAUUUUUUGGCACCUUGGCUCCCACCAGGUUCCACCUGGGCUCCUGCUCCCUGAACCGUGGCAUGUAAGGUCCUUCUGAGCUCGCUUCUUGACAAGCAGUCUGUACCACCACCACUCCAAAAACCUUGCAAAUACUGAGCAAAUCUAGUUUGAACUAACCCUACAAAAACAAGGGAGGUCAGUGCUGGGAUACAAGCACAGGUGAUAAUGCGAUGCACUGAGGUGCAGAAUGGGCUGUUCAGCAGGCAGAAAAUGUAGCUCUGGUCUUCCUUACUCUUGUGAGUGUUAAAUCAAGUGGCUGAUGAGACUCUCUGAAUAACGCUGGGGCAAUUGAUGGCAACCAGCAGCUGUGCCUUCCAGCACAGAAUGUGGCCUAGACUAAGGAGAGGAUCCAAGUUCAGAGCCUUUGGGCUUUUUACAGUCCUGCCACAGGCUGAACUGGAGUGAGUCAUAUCACUCCUUGUUUUCUGCCCUCUGCAUGAGAGAGCUUCUUUGCAGUUUCCCAGAGACAUUAUGGGGAUUAAACUAAUCACAGACUAGCCCAAACUACUGAUUUCUGGUGCUCUGUUUUCUCUUUCCAGAAAAGUUUGCUGGUAUGUAGGCCUGGGAUUCCAGCUCAUUUCAAUGCAUGUGGCCAGGAGAUCCAGCUCUGAAUCCUCUCUUAUGAGAGUGGUGUGGUGAGUUGGGCUGGCAUGCAGGGAGGUGAGAGCCAAACUUUUGAAGCAUUAAAUACUUUAUGGAUGAAAUAUGAUUGACAAAGAUUGAACAGUGUUGAUGUUUGAGGUGCUGUGGCUGGUUUCUAGACCUGACACAUCUGUGCAAAGGUACUAUGAUGGGGGUUUUUUUCACCCCUAGACACCAAAGCCAUCUCUCUGGAAGGAGUGAGUGUCCAAAAGCCUUGUCUUUAUUCUGUGGGGCUUUAUUUUUCAAAAUUGCUAUAAAUAUAUUUGAAAGAUAUUGUAUAUACAUCACAGAGGCUCUCAUCAUCCACAUGUAUAUGGUAAUCUCUCUGCUGAUGCUUCAGGAUUUAAUUAGGAAAUGCUGGUGGGAUUUAUCUCAAUUGCACUGCAAUUAAGAACCACUGGGAUAUGGCUUCAUCACAAUAUUUAUCACAUAUUUAUAAUAUAUCAUGUUUAUCUCUUCCAAAGAAGGAGUCUUUUUGCCAAAGAGACCUUGGUUUUUUAAAGUUGGACCUUCUUAGCCAUGACAAAAAUUCACAUCAUCUGGCUGUGGUAGUGUCCAAACUGUUCCUUUCAGAAAGAGUUGGAAGAUCACACAAACAUUUCUGUUCAAGUCUGCAGUUUCUGCUUAUGCUGCUUUGUCUUUGUCUAGCAUUUUUUGGCAAGUAGGGCCUGAUCCCAUGAUUUGUGUGGCCAGACAGGGCCCAGGAUCAGGUUCUAAUUUAGCAAAAUAUUUAAGUCCCUGGGGUUUGUUUAAGCACGGACUUAAAACCAUUGCAUGGUGUGACAUAAGCCAUUAAUACCAGACUGGUUCUUUAUCCCCUGAUCAUACAGGUUUGAUCUGGGUAGGAUGUGGGCACAGUCAAAUUUCUAUCAAAUUACCCAGAGCACAGGAAAUGGCUCCUGUGUUACCUUUAUGCCAACUGUAGGAAAAUACCACAGCUGAUCAAAUGUAGCAUUUAGAUGACAGGAGGCUGAGUUGUUACAAGGUGAGUGCUUUGUGUUGGGUGGCUGUGGCACCUUCCAUAUGUCACAAGUAGCCCUACAGCCAGAUUUACUGUAUCUUUGAGCAAUGGCUUUAAAACUGUCUACUUAAACUUUCUCCAGGAGACUGGGUUGCCUUGGUUACAGCCCAAUCCUUAAGCAUAUCCCCAAGGCUAACACUAGCAUUUUGUGAAUGUGAUGGUUUUAUUGUCACUUACUUUAUUCACUGAACAUUGCUUUUAAAAAAGCCACAUCAAUUCUUUAGCCUAUCUGAUAACAAGCCUUUAAUUUUGGUUUUGGGAGGGGUGUUAAUAUUUUAAUUCUUAGAUUUUUAUCAUGGCUGCAAAACACUUGGGUAAUGACUUAAUCAUAGAGGUGUGGGAGUACCGAAGUGUUUGUCACUCUACAUAACAGUGUUCAUCCUGAUAGCAGGAGCGAGACUUUCACAAAACACAGGCCUUAAGUUGAUUUUCUGCCUAUCAGCAAAAUGUGCCUGAGAAGAAUGAGAAAAAAGUGUCUUUAAAGAAAUGGUGGCUGUUAAAGAGAACACAUGACAAGUCUGUCUGAAAUCUCUUUGGACCUGUUAUGGUCCACAGCUGCCUGGCUGUGGUUAACUCAACCUGGCUUAGUCAGGUUUUAUCAGCAUUUAUCAGUAUUGAUAAAUGCUGGUUCCUUUUGAUUUUGAGAAAGUCUGGAAGGCAAGGGAUAACAGGACCCAGGAGAAGGUUCUUGAGAGAAAUCCUUUGUCAAGGAUAGACACGUGGUGCUUGCGCUGAGUGGCUCCAAAAGGGUUUGAGUUGCUGACUGGUGUCUGUUGGUGUCUGGUUCCUGCAGUUGGGGCACAGUGUUGAUUUGCUGUUUGUUCAGCAGCCUGGGUGGACAACACCUCACACAGGUUCAGUACUGCAAGCUGGGACUGUUGGAGAGGGGGUGCUGAACCAUCCCAUGGUGGUGGAAUUCCCACGAGAAGACACCAGCGAUGGUAACUGAGGGUUUGUUGUGGAAGGAGGGCAGGAACUGCUUCAUAACCUAGAGUUUAGUAAAACACGGACCAAGAAAGCUGUGAGAACACUAUUUCCACUUAAAUCUGGUUGCAAUUUUUACUCUAAAUUAUGUGAUACCAGAAGGGCCGUUUUUUAAUGAGAAAGUCUCUCUUUUUGCAAUGUUACCCACAACAUUUUCAGGGGGUUGUUUUUGCUGUUAUGAUUAAAAUUAUACUGAAUCUUUAUCUAAAUAAAUUUCAGAAUUGUUAGCAAAUAUUUUUAUUUCUCAAAGACCCAUGUCAUCUUUCACAGUUUUUUGUAGUUCUUGGGUUUCUUCUACUGGCAAAUUAAAGUUUCUGUUAACCAUUUUGAAAACUUCUUUGGAUAAAAAUUCUACAUAAAAACAAGCAAAUGUUCUUGGGAAAUGGUUCAAUAUUGGACCUGGAGAAAUAAAAAAAGCUUUGAAAUUUUUCACAAGAUAUUUUUUCCCUAUUUUUAACUAGUUUUGCUAAUUUUGAAGUCACUGUUUCCUUUGUUAGAAUAAUCCAAGUAAUGUGACUCUGAAAAUAACAGUGUUACUUCUAUUGGAUUCAUUUUUCUUACCCAUCUUAAAGCCAUGGAGUGGCUGGCUAUAGGGACUGCCAGUGUCUUUUUCUGUGGCAACUUCAAAUUUCUUCUUUGUUUUUAUCUUGAGGUCUCUUUCUGUUUGGCUUUUUCCCCUGAAAUUACUGAAGACUAUAAGCUCAAUUAUGGCAACUGCCAUGAAAAUCAAGAGAUACUGAUUGAACUUCAUCUCCUUUCUGGGCUUGGGAAUGGCAUUUUUCCUUAAACAUUUCUAGAAAUAUUACCUGUCUUCCUCAGCAUUUCAGCUUUUUAUUUGCAACAGUUGGUUUCCCAACUGGCAUUUGGAGCCUGAUAGAGAACAGACUUUACACCUGUGAAAUGAUAGCAUUCAUCCAGCAUCUGAAAAUCUAAGAGAAAAAAACGUAACCUCAGUAGGUUUCCUGGUGGACAUUGAGCUCUCACUUUAGGCUGGAAAUUUUCUGCUGUAGUGAGAAAAAAUCUAAGUUCCACCCUUGCAGAGCAGUCUAGCAUACAGACACACACAUGUCAGGUGUUUGUGGGGCUGUAGCUGAGUAGAAAUACAGGCUGCAAUAUUGACAGCUGUUGCUUCUUAUACUCCACUGGGCUUUAUUCCUGACUACACAUCCCUGGUCUCUUUGGCUUCAUGUAAUGUGUGGAAGCACAGGGUUUAUCACGGGUAACAAGGACAUCCAGUUAAAACAUUUUUUAAAAUGUUGCCAUUUGUCCAGUAUUCUCAUCCUACCUAGAUAUUUUAGAAAAUGAGGAAGGAAACAGAAGCCCCAGUGGUGGCAUUACCUUUACAAUUCCAGGGGUUAGAGUCACUCCCCAGGAACACCAUGCUUGGGGUGUCUCUGCUUUUCUGCCUCUGCCUCCCCUUGUCCACAAGCCACCCUCUUACCCACUUUUUCCAUGUCCUCAGUGUGCACUCAUCUUUGCAGUAAAGAUGGUUUCUUACUUACUUCACCGAGGUAUUGUGAGUCUUAGCUAGUAGUUGGAAAAACUUGUUCAGAUCUUUAAUCAAGCAGUUUUGUGUGUCCUUAGUAUCAGUGGCCUGCCAUAUGGAUAUCAAAGAAAAUUGUUAUAAUUAUUGCUUUUUAAAUGAUUAUGAAAUUGUGCCUUACUUUUUCAGUCAUAUUUAACCGUGUAAUUUAGAACCACAUGAUUGCAGGGAUUUACCAUGAAGAAAUAUAUUUGAAGGAUAGUUUGUUUUUUAAAUAUUUUUUUUUCCUCAAAAAUGAUUUUAUUAGCUUUUCCUCUUUAUUUUUUCCUCCAGUUAUAUUCUUUUAAUAUGUUUGUGUAAAAGGGCAGCCAGAAUUUGCAUUCGUGAGAGACAGAAGAUUUUAUUUGGUGUUGUAUGUAAAGCUUUCAUUUUCUUUUAUGUUCCUUCAGGAAAAUUCCUCUCUCCCCAAUUACUCAUACUGAGAUGUCUUUAAAUGCAGGCUGACCAGUAAGGGUUUUUUGUUGUUGUUGUUUAAUUUAGUGUGUGGUUUGCUUUGUGGUUGUGGUUUUUCUUUUAAUUAACCAGAUAUCGGCUGCUGGGGAGGCAUUGCACAUUCAUGCAGAAUGUUAAUGCUAAUUUUCACAGAAAAGACAAAAUUAGAGUCUUUCCCUGUCUCCAGUGCAGUUUGGUUACUGCUCUGUGUACAACACUAAUAUUAAGCCAGACUGUAAAGGCUAAAUACUCAGAGUGACCUACUUCCAUUCACCAGCAAGAAUCCUUUGUCAGCUGACUCCUGUUUGUUUGUUCAUUUUUAAAUGUCGGAUUACAGAACUAGCAUCUCCUAAAGAUGAAAGAAAACAGUGUUUUCAUGUGCAGGAAAUUUGGGGUUGCAGUAACAGAACAUUUUCUUUGUGAAUUUGGAUGUCAUGGUGUUUUAAGCUCCUGCCUGGAGCCUAAAUCAAUUUGGCCUCUCAUCCAGUUCAUCUAACUGGUGCUCCUAAAAGGCUGCAGCCCUGCAAAAGCUCAUGCAGCAUUUUUGGCUGCCUUCCCUUGCUCCCAUUUGGUACAUAUUUGCACAAUUUAACUGAGCUUUUCUUUCUGCUGAAGGUCAGAUGCAAGCGAUACGAAACACUAAACUUUAUAAACAAGCAAAACCAUUUCAACCACAGCAUUUUGGACUAGAAUGGAUUUUUAGGUGGCGCACUGUCUGCUGGCCUUUGGAGAGGGGAUCCUGAGACUGCAUUGGACUGGAACAGGAUGCAAAGCCACAAGCCUUGUUUUUUUUAAUAAACUACUUACUGUAAUCCAGCUACACAGUUUCAGCCUCACACUUCAGAAGAAGCUUCCAAUGGCUGUGCACGUACAGGCACUUUCUCUCUUGCAGAAAGUGAAACUUUCCCAACCAGAGUAAAUUUAACCUAUUGCAUAAGAUGCUGGAAGUUGGUUGUUUUUUUAUUUUCCUUGGGAUUCUCACUGUAACCUCUGUGUGCAGAGGAUGAAUAGCUUUUCUUUUUCCCCCUCUUUUACUUUUCCUGACAAGAUUAGAUGUUGCAUAUUGAUGAGCUAGCAUUUCAAAGGUCCGUGGGGCUUUGGAACAUAUUAAGAAUCUCUGAAGUUUAAUAUUCACCAUGUUUUAAAUAUUCAAAAGGAAAAAUCUGCAUAAAAUAGCUUUUGAUAAAUACAUUCUAGGGAUUCUUUCUUUCUAUCUUACACAAGCAUUGUGGGGAUUGUGGCUGUGCCAGUUUUGUUCCAAAGUGUCUUUUGUUUCAGCAUUUCAGGAUCAUUUUGGUCCCAUUUGUAUGCCCAGUACCAGUCCUGAAAUCUGUUAUGGUUCCUACUGAGACUGUACAGCAGGCACGUGGCUGUGACCAAGAAAAAGGCUCAGCUGAGCAUUGGAACUCCUGAAUAUCUGGAAUAUCUGCUUGGGGGCUUCCUCCUUAUGACAGUUGGGCACAUCCAGCUCUUUUCUGUGCCUGCUUCUUGAGAUGGGGUUGGGAUCAGUCCAGUGGUCAGGCCCACUUUGAGAUCUUUCUGCAAAGGUGCUCUGUACCAGUGGGGUUCUGAGAUUGGAAAAUAUCUUGGGUGCAAGAGCAAAGCAAAGUGUCAUUUGAUGCAUCUCAGAUCUCACAGGGCAGUCUCCCCUUCCUUGGAAGUCUCUUUGGUGAGAAUCUCAGCAGUAAAAAAAGUGCCUUUAGGAGAAAUCCUCCCCUAGGGAUGCUCCAUUUCUCAUGCUCUUGAAAAUCUGAUUCGAGCUUUAGCCGAGGAGGAUCAGUUGCUGGCUGUAAAGGCACAGCUGUUUUGCUGUAAUAGCAACACAUGUCCUUAGCCUCCAUGUCCUGUGGUACAUCCCAGGGUGUUGCAGGACAGCCCUUGGGUCCCUCCUGCACCCAGCCUGGACUGUCACACCAGUCCCUGCUGAAUCAGUGCCUGGUAUUUGUUCUCAGGACCGCUCUGGCCCAGGCUAAGGGCACCUCAUGCCUCUAUGCAAAAGGUGGUGCUUUCAGGUUUUGCUUUACAAAUAAUGCAGCCCUUUCAAACUCACCUUUCUUCUCUCACGUAUUCUUGACAGAAGUAGGAUUUUAAAUAUUUCAUAGCAUUCUUCUUUAUUCUUCCUUUUUGCCAGAUGCCUUGAAAACAUUGUCAGAUUACGAUCUGGGGGGGAUCGGGAUCAGUUUCCUUUCCUUCUUGAUUGCAUGGUGUAGGUUUGCAAUGAGGGUUUUGUCCUUUUUUCUUUUUUCUUUUAUUUUCUUAGUCUUACAGAACACAUGCCUUCAUUUUAUGCAGAGAAGGAUUGUCUAUGAUUAGAGCUAAUCCAGGAUGGCAGGAUUGGACCCCCACAGCGAAAGCUAGAAAAGUGAUUGCAAAAGUAUUCUGUUUCUCCUUUAUUAAUUGCACAGGAAGUUUCCACCAAAGGCUCGUGUAGCCCAACUGGCCUAUGUAAUAAGUAGCAGGGCCUGUAAUUACAGUCUGUCUUCUGAUCCUAUCUGUGCUCUGACUUUCUAGGCACUGAAGUUCUAUUUACAUCUGGCUCUUUGUCACCUUUUUAAAUUUUUGAUUGGUCACUAAGGGAAGGAGAGCACGAGCCAUGAGCCCUGCGAGGUGCAGUGAGUAUGAACGAGGGAGUCCUCCUCCCUCUCAGGUAUCUGCCUGACUUGGGACACAGAGCAGAGACGAUGAGCGGGAGGAUUUUAGCAGCCAUGCAGCACAGGAAGUGGGCUGCCUGCCAACUGGGUAUCUUUCAAGACCUCAGAGUUCUUUAUAGCACUGGAAAUUUGAACCUUUUACAGGUCUUAACUAGUGUACUCUCCUGUGAGAUAUUUCAUCAGCAUUUCUUUGCUCAGAGCUAUUCCUACAGGAUUUGACCUUUUUUCUCUGUAAGAUUCAAGGUUUUAUGGUUGCAAAGAGAUCCUUCCCCAUAUGGCAUGAGGAGGGAGAUGGCUUUUGGCAUCGUGCAGAGAAGCUGUGUUACAAAUCCUGGUAUCAAUGUGGAAAGCUAGAGUAACUUGAGUGGGAGGGGAAAGGCAGUGAUUUACACAUGGUUCAGUACGAGGUUCACCAGCGAGCACAGCCUCAAGCAGAUGAGCUCCCUGAGGUGUCAGUUCUGAGACCUGCAGGAUAAUAAUGGGCUGCUUGUGGGAGUGUUUGGUGCUGGUCACUUUGGGAGUAAUCUCUUGUCUCUUUGGAAACAUUCACUGAACUUUGUGUAAAGCUACAGAAUGGUGUCCCCCACAUCUCUUCCUCAAGGCAGACUCCGGUGCUAUGUUUGAUCAAGAGGAAUGAAAGCCAUUAGGCAAAUACUGUACUCUGCAAAAAAAACCAUUAACAAUAUACUACAGAUACUUUUAAUGUCCAUUAAACUGUUACCCAAAUUGUCCCUUUUCUAUAGCUUGGACUGUUAUUUCAUUAUUUUUAACCUGACUUCUGCUUAAAAAAUGCCCCUCAAUUAUUUUUUAUUUUUUGUAACUCUGCUUCUAAGAAAGUUGAUGCUUUAAAGGAAAAAAAAAAAAAAAAAAAAAAAAAAACUUAGUUUCAAACAUGGGUUUUUCAGGCUUCUAAAUUAAUAAUUUCUACACCUGACCCAGUUCCUGCAGCUGCCAAAAAAGAAAAGAGAAAGCUAUUUAAAUUUCUCAUAGAACCAUUUAUCUCUUAAAAUAUGCCAAGGCAAUUUGAGGUGGGGGUGGAGACUCAGCUAUUUAUCUCAGCAGCUUGAUUUUUCUCUUUAUGUUUCUAACUGUCAGGGGGAAAAAACCGGUAGGAAGCUAUUCUUGGGCUAUUAUUGAUGUAUUGUGUUGCCAUUAUGCAGGAUGUCUGCUUUGCUAUAUACGGAAGGACAUUAAUAAUAGCCAUCUCCCCUGCCCCCACCCUCAGUUCCUCUCUGAGAAGAUAUGGUUUAACUGGAGCAUCUGCUGUGUUCAAAUUGCUGCUCCUUCCUCCCCUUCCCCCAGUUCAUUCCCAAACUAGUUUUAGGAACCAGGGCUAAGGAAAAAAGGAGACAUUAUUUUUGCCAUUUUUCUGCCUACUUCUGUGGUUGCUCCAGGCAAAUAAUUUCCAUGCCCUGUACCUGUCUACCUUUUUCUUUCCCAUGUAUUGCCCUUGCUUUCAUUUUAAGUUCAUCAAUGCAAAGAGAAAACCCUUUCUUGCUGUCUUUUUCUCACAAAGGCUGUCUGGCAGAACGGGCUCAGCAACAGACCUCUGAUUUGUUAUUACCCAGCAUUUCAUAUCCACAAACAUUGGUUUCAUUAUUUCCAAUUAGUAGGAAAAUGUAUUCCCGUUCCCAUCCCUCCCACCCCAGGUUUAAAACAUUGUUAUGAGACUUUAAAGGGUCCGUCUGCUUGUUUAAAGACUCGGAUGCUUGUUUUAUUUUUGGAAGCAGAGUGUACAGUGAACAGGAAUAGUUUGAUGUUUAAAAAAUAGCCCCAGUUCAGCAUUCCCCUGAAGUGCGGGAAGUCCUGUCUCCGCAGGGCUGUGCCAGCAGCGCGACAGCCCAGAGAGCAAAGCCGGCUUGAAAAGGAAAAAGAACUGGCCUGCCUCACUUCAUCUGUGAGAAGAGAGAGGUGAAAAUAAUAAACGUGGCAAGAAAAUAAAGGGCAGAAUUGCUCUGGUUUUUUACUUUAAUGGCUGUUCCUAUGUCUCCCGCUGAUUUUGUUCCAGAGUAGCUUUGCUUAUUCAGCAUUUUUGGUAAUCAAGACUAUGCUUUUUCAUGGUAUCAUUAUUUUUACUUUUCAUUUGUUGAGUUGUAGUCUUGCCCUGGUCCCGAUAGGGUAUGGAGCUCUUUGGUUUGGGCACUGAAUGAAAACAGUUAGGAGCUCUGUCUAGGAGAGGUCACCUAGAAUUUGGAACCAGAAAAUGCAAUCAGAAUAUUUUCCAGUCUGAUAUAGAGGUUUUCAAAACUAAAGGGGAGAUGGCCAUUCAGUGUCGUUUCUUGUUGCUUUUAUAAUUUUUCUGGGUGGUAUACAAGGAGAAAAAUGACACCCUCUGUUCCCUAAACUAACCCAGAGCCCAGCAUCUCCUCUGCAAACAUUUUCUCCAGCUUUCCACGCUGCUGCAGCAUGGGAGUGAUGAAGGCCUGCUAUGGGAGCAAGGUCAACCUUAUCCUCUCCACAGCCAGUGCUGCUCCCCAUGGUGAGUCUGUGUCCAGCCUAGGGCUUGAUCCUGCCUUCCUAGUAUGAGUAUUUUGCCAGAAUCAGCCGUUUUGUCUCUGCCAUUAGCUGUGGCACUGUGUGCGAUGACGAGGAUUUGCAGGGAAGGAGGAGAAGAUCCUGUUCCAAUUAGGCUGCCUUUGUGCUAAUGUUUCAUUCAGGGCUGCAUGAGAUAAGAGCAGUUUGCACUGAAAUGCACAGCCGGAGGUUGUAGUUUGUGUUUCAACUGUGUUGAGAUGGUACCCAUUGAAAAUCCAAACUGGGGCAUUUUUUUUUGCAUCUGCCAGUGCUUUACUAACUGCUUUGUGUGGGCUGCAAACCCAUUUCAGGUUGGCAAAUGGACAUUUUGUGCCUUGUCCCCCAGGCCUGAUCUAGUUCUUUGUUUUAUCCACCGAAAGAGUAGUAUUUCUAAUAGCCUAAGUAGCUAAGCUGCUGAAAAGCAUCUCAACAGAACAACCAGCAAGGUGACAAGUAGGCUAUCGACAGAGCUGCCUUUGCAAAAGUGUAUUCCACUUUCUUCACUGUGUGCCUUUCCAGAGACCUGCUGUGCUCCUUUAUGGGCAGCAGAGAAACAGUCCUAGUGCUGAGCAGGGAUGGGAACUAGGAGGGUGAUGGAGAAGAAAGAGGCUAAUGCUGAGCAUUUGUUCUCCAUGGGGAUAAGCAAAGCAAUUGCUUAUCCCAUCAGUACAGCUUGUCUUGCUUUACACACCCUGUUGUCUGGUGGACAACUGUUCUGUAGCAGAGGUAUACUUCGCUGUAUUUCCUCAAACAUCUCUUCCUGAUCAGAACUCCAGAGUCAUUCAUAUCUGAAGAAUUUAUUCCCUUAAUAUUGUCUCUUACAAAAAAUCUCCAUCACUCAUUUUUUAUAUAAUGCUAGAGGAGAAAAUCUGAAGGUGAACUAAAGUUUGAUUGGUGCUACUGUAUUAAAAAGGCUGAUAUGCUCUCAUUUUCAACCCUUAAAAUAAUGUUAUAGCAAAUUUUUGUCUGCUGUGAUUGGACAGGAAAUGCAAGGUGUAUUGGAAAUGCAGUAAAGGGAGAGACUUGAUGUUUUGAUGCUCUGAACUGUACCACUGUGACCUCCUCUGCUGUCUCUUUGGAGAGUGAGAACUGAGUAUUGGUAGAGGUAAGGGUAGAGCCAAGUAAUGCCUGGACUUUCUUUCACAGUCUUGCUAGCAAGGAUCUGCCUUGGUGAGACAUCAACUUCCUUAAUGGUCCUGUACUUUCCCAUGCCACAGCCUGUGCUUUGGACAGUCAGAGAGACUGGAGAGCAGCCUCCAGAGCCUUCCCUCUAGUUAGUCAAAUGAGAGACCCCGAGUACUAAUUCUGCAGUCAGUUUGCAGAACAAAACAACAUGUUUUCAGAGCCCAAUCUCUCACGCUGGCUUUGCCUGUGGGCUGAUACAAGGGGAUCUGAACCACACAUAGGUCAUUCCAGAAAGUUUCUUAUUGGCUCUGUGCCCCAUGGAGAACCCCCUAAAGGCUGGGAGAAUGAUUCAGCUCUUUCAGACUGCAAGGAGGAAGUGCCCCCAGGAAUGUAUGUGUCCUAUGUAGCUGCUAUGCUUUGGCCUACCCCUGCCAGCUGCAGAGCUGUCUGCUCGAGGGUUCACUGGGGAUGAUCUGUCCUGGAUGUGCAGUAAUUCACAGUGGUUUGAGGUGGUGUUUCAGCUUCGUGGUGGUUGUUGGUUUAGCCCUUGAGAUGGAGAAGGUUUUGCGUUGUUGCCUUUGUUGCAGUUGGGAGGGAGCGUAACUGGGCACUCUCCUUGUGCAGUGUCAGCCGACAGAGGCUCUCAGUGGUAUGGGAAGCAUCUUCCUUUUAAAUGUGAAUCACUAGCCUAGGGAUCUGGGCAGGGGGCACAAGGAAGCACUUCCUGUGUGAGGAAUGCUUCUGCUGCACACUCUAUACCCUCGGAUCCUAAUGAAGUAACAUUACUUGAGCUUUUAGGACUGGUCUCCUGUCUGUCAGAGCUUGGGGGUACCAGAUUUUUACUCCUUGCUGAGCAAAAGCACUACCCAAGCCUGUGGGGGGCCUAAUCCUGCUGCCAUUGGAAUUUUUCUGAUUCCUGUGAAUUGCUGAGUGCACCUCCUGUGAGCUGCUGAGUAGCCUCCCUUGUCACUGAACCCAUCAGGCCACUUGUCUCCCUCACUGACUGCUCCCACAGGGCUUUGAGGGCACUCAGGAAAUGCAAUCAGCACCUUUCAGGAUCGAUCUGCUAGGCAAUAAAUGAAGUUUUUUCUCUGGUAACUUGUGUGCAUGAAUUGAAAAUCAUUUAUUCCAAUUUGUUCUGAGGACAGAUUCAGCAUAUACACAUUUUUCUAUAUUUAUAAAUAUAUAUAGAUAUAUAUAUUUUGUUCUCAGCUAGUUACCUCUUUUAAACUGCAAUUUUCAGAGCAACCGGCAUAUAUUUUUUAUUCAACACAUAAAAUAACUUUUUACAAUAAGAGAAUGAAAGCUGUUUUAAGCAUGUGUUUUCUGUAUUUUUAUUAUGCAUUAUCCAAUUAUAUUGAGAUGUAUUUUCCUCUUUGCUCUGCUCUUUCAGUUGUUAUCCUUUUUAUCAGUUAUGCUUUUCAAAUGUUUUGUAAGGGAAAAUAAAUAUGCAAAAUCGC